Molecule: messenger RNA, 1799 nt
Organism: Zingiber officinale
Lineage: Eukaryota; Viridiplantae; Streptophyta; Magnoliopsida; Zingiberales; Zingiberaceae
Product: probable WRKY transcription factor 31
Exons: 6
Coding region: 104-1624 (506 amino acids)
Biological process (GO): regulation of DNA-templated transcription
Molecular function (GO): sequence-specific DNA binding; DNA-binding transcription factor activity
Source: RefSeq, a predicted model, not a curated record
UACGACUCCCCUCCGUCUCCCAAGUCAUCCUCUUAAAUCCUCCCUCCUUCCACAAUUAACGCACGGCUCCUCCUCCUCCUCCUCCUCCUCCUUGCAGCUUCUCAUGGAGAUUAGUAGAGAUUUAAUCCACGAAGAUGAUCUUCAGACCACCGAACGGGCUACUGGCGGCGGUUCUGGUGACGAGGGUUCAAAGGCCGCGGGGAUGCGUGGGACGGUGCAUGAGAUGGAUUUCUUUGCCAUGAAGGAGAGCAGCCGACCGCCAACGUCCACCAGGAUGGAUCGUGCUCGUGUGCCGGAUCUCAAUCUGAACAAAGAAGUUGAUCUCGCCAUGAACAUCGGUUUGCAAGUGGUUACUCCGGCGCGGGAUCAAGCGCCGAUGUCCCCGGUUGGAAACAAGAGUGUUGAGAUCGAGUUAAUUGGUUUAAAUAUUAUCGGAAUGAUCGAGAAGUUAGAAGAGAUGCGUGAAGAGCUCGCAGGGGCGAAGGAGGAGAACCGGCGGCUGAGGGAAUCGCUGAGCGACGUCGCCGACAAGUAUGGAUCCUUGCGGGCUCAUUUCAUGAAGCUGUUGCAAGAACGAGGAGGAGGAAAACUCCACCAGGUCGAAGACGAAGUGACCCGGCGAAGUCAUCAGCUGGAGGAAGAGGAAGGUGGAUCGACUGUGGCGAGGCAAUUCAUCGAUCUCCGACCCGCCUUAUCGGCCAAGGAAGAGUCUCACAACACAGAGCUCAGUACUGAUGAUCAGGACAACUCCGCUCACACUAAUCUCGACGCUGGGGAAAUGGAAGUGGCCGCUUCACAGCCAAAGACGACUCAGCAGCAGCAGCAGUCGCCGGACCACGAAGCGACCAUGAAGAAGGCUCGGGUCUCAGUUCGAGCUCGAUCCGAAGCACGAAUGAUAAACGACGGCUGCCAUUGGAGAAAAUACGGCCAAAAGAUCGCCAAAGGAAACUCCUGCCCUCGAGCUUAUUACCGCUGCACCAUGGCCGACGGUUGCCCUGUUCGAAAACAGGUUCAACGGUGCGCCGAGGACCGGAGUGUGUUGAUAACAACCUACGAAGGGACCCACAACCACCCACUUCCUCCGGCGGCCGCCGCCAUGGCCAGGACUACUUCGGCGGCCGUGUCCAUGCUUCUGUCUGGCUCCACGUCAACUGCCGACCAACCAUUGCUCGGUUCCAACAGCUUACUCGCCAAAAGAACCCUGCCGUUGUCGUCGGCGAGUGUGGCCAUGAUCUCGUCAUCUGCUCCGUUCCCGACCAUUUCGCUUGAUUUAACCGGCGUUCCCAAUUCUCUUCCACAGUGGAGGCCGUCGACGAAUAUCGAUCCAUUUCGAGUGCUCCCAUUCUCCAACGGCGUGGCUCCGAGCCUCGCAUCCUUCGGCCACCACGACCAGCAGUCUCAUUUCUCAGGGUUGCAGAUGUCGACAAGUUGCCUCACCGCCGGCGAUGAGGGCGGAGCAACGAGCGAGCUUUUGCCGAUGAAGCCGCACCCGUCGGGGCCAAGGUCGCUUGCUGAGACGGUGAGCGCGGCGACCGCGGCUGUCGCCGACGAUCCCAACUUCACCGCCGUGCUCUCUGCCGCGAUCUCCUCCUUCAUGAAUCGCGAAGGCGACGGCAGAGAGUGAAUCGAAUAAAUCAGAUGGGAUGGGAUGGAGCAUUAGAGAUUUUCUUUUUUUCCAUAUCGUUAUUUUAGUCAUUUUCUUUUAAUUUGUAUUAAUUAAUUAGGAUUUGAGAAAAGAGUUAAUUAAUUAGUUGUUUUUUUUAUAAUCCACCUUAAGAUUAGGAAGAAAAUCUCCUAAU